AAGGGUGAGGUUUUUUUCACAAGGCACAAUCAACAGUGAGACAUUCACAUGCAAACCAGGAGUCCUACCACAAUGGAGAUUGGUGACAUGAUUGAGAUAAACAGAGGUGCAUACAAACACUGGGCUCUGUACAUUGGAAAUGGAGAGGUCAUCCAUUUGGUAACUCCAGAUGGCCCUUCAAGAGUAGCUUUCUGCAGUGUUAGCUCAUCCAGCGGCAGUCUUUCCUGUAAAGGCACGAUUACAAUAGAGAAGUUAAAGGAUGUGGCAGCAGGGAAUACUUACAGAAUCAACAACUACUUGGAUGGCAAGUACAAACCAAGGAGGACUGACGUCAUUAUGGAGGAGGUGGACAAAAUGAGAGGCCGCACAAUAAAAUAUGACCUCCUUGGACACAACUGUGAGCAUUUCGUAACUUUCCUCCGUUAUGGCGAAUCAGAGUCCAAACAGGCAGAUGACUUCAUGAAGGGUUUGUUAACUGGUUCUGCAGGCCUGUUUGGUGGACUGGCUGCUGUUGCUAUUUCUGCAGCUGCUGCUGUAUCAAUCAAACUUAGUAAAUAAUGUAUUGGGUUUCUCAUGAGUCUAAAUCAAAUCACAUUUUAUUUUUCACAUACACGUGUAUAGCAGAUGUUAUAGCGGGUGUAGCGAAAUGCUUGUA
This is a messenger RNA of Coregonus clupeaformis (lake whitefish), 655 nucleotides long. RefSeq names its product phospholipase A and acyltransferase 4-like. The coding region runs from base 49 to 558 and encodes 169 amino acids. Gene Ontology annotation, biological process: N-acylphosphatidylethanolamine metabolic process. The record is from RefSeq and is a predicted model, not a curated record. Gene Ontology annotation, molecular function: A2-type glycerophospholipase activity; glycerophospholipid phospholipase A1 activity. Gene Ontology annotation, cellular component: cytoplasm. The transcript has 4 exons. Lineage: Eukaryota; Metazoa; Chordata; Actinopteri; Salmoniformes; Salmonidae.